CACACACAAUGAUUACGGGAAAGCGUAAAUAAAUACGGAAAGGGUUGAUUAUUUUGACUACUGGAGGAGCUUUGCUGGGUCUCAGCACAACUUUUGUUUUUAUUACUGAGAAGGUAAUCUCUCUAAGCGUUUCUCUCACACAAGGAUUCUUUAAAAGAAGAAGAGAGACCAAGAGAGGGGGGAGAACAAUCUUUCACUUUAAGACCGGCUGGGCUCAAAGAUAAAAGGAAGGGGGAAGCAGCAGCUAGGAAUUCACUGCUGCAGCACAUCGGAAAGACGUUUUUUGAUACAUUUCUAGAGCGCAGCGGCCCGUUUCUCCACCGAAGUUGGCGCCAGCUCUAGCAGCCGCAUUGGAUCCCACAGCUUACUGCGAGACUCCGGUGUACAAUCCGGAUCUCUGCCCCAACAUGAUCGCGGCCCAGGCCAAGCUGGUCUACCAUCUGAAUAAAUACUACAAUGAAAAAUGCCAAGCCAGGAAAGCUGCCAUUGCCAAAACUAUCCGGGAAGUCUGCAAAGUUGUUUCCGACGUACUUAAAGAAGUGGAAGUGCAGGAGCCCAGGUUCAUCAGCUCUCUCAACGAGAUGGACAAUCGCUACGAGGGCCUCGAGGUCAUCUCCCCCACCGAAUUUGAAGUGGUGCUGUACCUUAACCAAAUGGGGGUGUUCAACUUUGUGGACGACGGCUCCCUGCCCGGCUGUGCGGUGCUGAAAUUGAGCGACGGGCGCAAGAGGAGCAUGUCCCUCUGGGUGGAAUUCAUUACCGCCUCCGGCUACCUCUCCGCGCGCAAAAUCCGGUCCAGGUUUCAGACACUGGUGGCUCAAGCGGUAGACAAAUGUAGCUACAGGGAUGUGGUAAAGAUGGUGGCAGACACCAGCGAAGUGAAACUGAGAAUCCGAGAUAGGUACGUGGUGCAGAUCACCCCGGCUUUUAAAUGCACCGGGAUCUGGCCGAGGAGUGCUGCCCACUGGCCACUUCCCCACAUCCCCUGGCCGGGACCCAACCGGGUGGCGGAGGUCAAAGCCGAAGGGUUCAAUCUCUUGUCCAAGGAGUGCCACUCCCUGGCCGGCAAGCAGAGCUCGGCCGAGAGCGACGCCUGGGUGCUGCAGUUCGCGGAAGCAGAGAACAGACUGCAGAUGGGGGGCUGCAGGAAGAAAUGCCUCUCCAUCCUUAAAACCUUACGGGAUCGUCACCUAGAAUUGCCCGGGCAGCCUCUGAACAAUUACCACAUGAAGACUUUGGUUUCCUACGAGUGUGAAAAGCAUCCCCGGGAGUCGGACUGGGACGAGUCUUGCCUGGGUGAUCGGCUUAACGGGAUUUUGCUGCAACUUAUCUCUUGCCUGCAAUGCCGGCGUUGUCCUCACUACUUUCUACCGAACUUAGAUCUGUUUCAAGGCAAACCUCACUCGGCUCUGGAAAACGCUGCCAAACAAACGUGGCGCCUGGCAAGAGAGAUCCUAACCAACCCGAAAAGUUUGGAAAAACUUUAGAGGACAAUUUAAUUAAGACCGAAAUGUGAUUACUCUUUUCAAAAUUCUAAUUACGUGUAAACUUCUUGUUCAGUCCCUAAUAUCCCACUUGACAAUGCAAACAAUCUUUCCUUAAAAAGGAAGAAUAGUACAAUGUUUAGGCAUCAUCUCACUCACCCCUCCAAGGGGAGAAAAAGAAGUAGUUGAAGCAGAUGGAAGAAAACCCAAACCACAAGUAUUAGAAGACUUCUUUACAAAGGAUUUCAUAUCUCCCUUGAAAAGUACACAGUAACACCCGGAAAACAACUCCGCUGUAAUGCAAGACCACAAUGAACACUCUGCCUAACUAUCAAAGGAUUAUAGCAAUCCUGGUGAUUUAGGUGCAUCUGUCUGUGAGUAAACACGAUUUGGAUAUGCCAUCUGAAGGAAAGUGUAAUGUAUAUUUUGAUUUGUAACAAAUAUUGUGAUCUCACAUUGUCUUUGAAAGUGUGAAUGUUGGUGUUUUGUGAUUUGGUGAACAGAAGUUAAAUUGCCAUUUUGGAUACUUCCAGACAUUUUCCACAAACAAAGAUACCAUUUAAAGGUAGAUUUCCUUCCUGGUACUUUCAUUGG
Molecule: messenger RNA, 2078 nt
Organism: Condylura cristata (star-nosed mole)
Lineage: Eukaryota; Metazoa; Chordata; Mammalia; Eulipotyphla; Talpidae
Gene: MAB21L1
Product: mab-21-like 1 (C. elegans)
Exons: 1
Coding region: 408-1487 (359 amino acids)
Source: RefSeq, a predicted model, not a curated record